AUGGCCAACACCAACACAAAUGGAUCGAUUUCGAGAAUCACACGUGAAAUCGCCCAAGCACACGCGAGCGAGGACCUGUCAAUCGCCGUGGCCUGCCGCGACAGCGAUGUACGCUCGGUGCGUGCACUGAUUAUCGGCCCACCAGAGACGCCGUAUGAGUUUGGAUGCUUCGAAUUUGAAUUGAAAUUUCCCAAGGACUACCCGAUCAAGUCCCCCACCGUGCGCUGCGUCACCACCAACAACGGAAAGACUCGCUUCAACCCCAACAUCUACGCCGAGGGCAAGGUAUGCCUCUCCAUCUUGGGCACCUGGCGGGGCAAUCCGGGCGAGGAGUGGAGCAGUGCGCAGGGACUUGAGAGCGUCUUGCUCAGCAUCCAAAGCUUGAUGAGUCCGAACCCAUAUGAGAACGAGCCUGGCUACGAGACAGCGAAGAAGGAGGAACCCAACCCAAAAGCCUACAUCGCAAAAAUCAGGCAUGAGACGCUGCGCAUCUCCGUCAUUCAGCGUUUGGAGAGCCUACUGCAGAUUCAGCCCGACAAGGCCGAGCCAGCUUCCAAGCGGCUCAAAACCCAAGCCGUUGCUACGGUAUCAAGCGAGCAGAUGGAACCUGAACAAGAUGGCUCGUCUACGCCUGGGACGGAGGCAUCGGCACAUGAAUACGACGCAGAGGCCACGUUCAAUGCGCUAGAUCUUGCGCAGUGGGAUCCCUUUGCCGACCUGACAAAGCGGCGUUUCCUGUGGUAUUACGAUGUCUACCUUCGCACUAUAGACCAAUCCAAGGACGAGCAGCGCGAUGGAACGACCUUUGCCCGCAUGGAGUUCGAAUAUCCCCCCAACAGUAUGGAGGGCCGUUUUGGCUACAAGAGUCUGCGAAGUYGUAUGGAAGCCAUCUUCCAGAAAUUGGAAGAUGAGAAGAGCGUGUGGGAGCAGCAAGGUGCCCUCCAGGUUGAGGAUGGCACUCAACUUGCCACUCAGCUGGCGUUCCAAUUCAUUCAGCAACAACGCAACUGGAGUGAAAACCAAAGCUCCGGCUCGCGCAUCGAGCUCACCUUGCCAAACAAGAAGAAUCCAUUCGUGUGGGACAUCACCUUGUUUGGUGAGCCCAUGACCAACCUUGAUGGUGGCAUAUUCAACAUGUCCCUUCACAUUCCCCCAACUUUUCCUUCUGCUCAACCGCGUGUCACUUUCAAAUCACCAAUUCACCAUCACCGCGUUAGUAGCACAGGCACUCUCUGCUACUUUCCGCAAAAAGAGGACGAGAUCAGCUCGCAUCUCACCGCAAUUGUGGCCGCCAUCGACGACAAGGAAUCGAAAUUYGACCCUCGCGCGAUGGUCAACCCAGACAUCUUCGAGCUGUACUGGGGAGGUGACGAAAAGCGUAAAAUCUACAACCGCAAGCUGCGACGUAGUGCACAGGAAAGCAAGCUGAAGUUGGAUCCUCGGCAGGCACGCAGCCAGCACGAAUGGGUGAUGAUGACAAUCCUGUCGCGCCUGAAGCUGCUCGAUUGA
This is a messenger RNA of Ramularia collo-cygni, 1509 nucleotides long. RefSeq names its product related to ubiquitin-conjugating enzyme. Gene Ontology annotation, molecular function: ubiquitin conjugating enzyme activity; cysteine-type endopeptidase inhibitor activity. Gene Ontology annotation, biological process: negative regulation of apoptotic process. The record is from RefSeq and is a predicted model, not a curated record. The transcript has 4 exons. Bases 1 to 1509 code for a protein of 502 amino acids. Gene Ontology annotation, cellular component: nucleus. Lineage: Eukaryota; Fungi; Ascomycota; Dothideomycetes; Mycosphaerellales; Mycosphaerellaceae.